Microbotryum saponariae is the source of this 1949-nucleotide messenger RNA. The record is from the annotation of a GenBank genome assembly. Lineage: Eukaryota; Fungi; Basidiomycota; Microbotryomycetes; Microbotryales; Microbotryaceae.
AUGAUGUCGACUCGCACGGCCGUCCGAUUCGCCUCCAAGCGUAUCUCUACUCCCGCUUCGGCCCGAUCAGGUUGGUCCUGUCGUUGUUGCAGCUCGUCUGGAGCCGUCGAUCGGCCGCACUAACUUCGCACGAUCUCGGGCGGCCAUCUCUCUCUGCCCCCGUCGUCGCCGCGCUUGCUUCGUAUUGCAGUCUCGAUCGCUGCCCGACCUGUCUUGGCUUCGUCCGCUGUGGCUGCGUUGAGGUCAUCAGCAUGCCGCUCUGCGACCCUCCUCCCCCUCGUUCGAUCCGCACGUGAGUCACGCCGGAGUCGCGCUCCGUGAUCGACGGUAGAUCGAGUGCGCUGAUCCGCCGUCGAUUGACCAUGUGUACAGCCGCUUCCAAGGCUUUCUAUGCCACCGAAUCCAACAAAUUCACCCGGUCGCUUCCCCACAUGAACAUUGGUACCAUCGGCCAUGUGCGUUCACGGCUUUCACUUGCCACCCUUUUCUGAGCUUGGACCUCUGCGUCUUUUCCUGGGACUUUCUUACCGAGGCGAGAUGUGGGGGGGAACGUAUACAUGGGUAGGAAUAUGCGGCUGAUCCCAAGAUCUCCCUCGGAAAUGCGACAGGUUGAUCACGGCAAGACGACCUUGACGGCGGCCAUCACCAAGGUCCUGGCCGAGGCGAGUGGCAAGGGGAAAGUGCUCGGCUACGACAUGAUUGACAAGGCUCCCGAGGAAAAGGCCCGUGGUAUCACCAUCGCCACCGCGCACGUCGAGUACGAGACCAAGUGAGUCCUGGUCCGAGGUCUCGUCGUGCUGAAGAUACUAUGCAUUGGCAAGCAGCCAGAAAGAUGCGCGAGUGCUAAUCCAUCCCCCGCCUUGCUAAGGAACCGCCACUACGCCCACGUCGACUGCCCCGGUCACGCCGAUUACAUCAAGAACAUGAUUACCGGAGCGGCCCAGAUGGACGGUGGUAUCAUCGUCGUCUCGGCCUCGGACGGUCAGAUGCCCCAGACCCGAGAGCACUUGUUGCUCGCGCGCCAGGUCGGCAUCAAGAAGCUCGUCGUCUACAUCAACAAGGUCGACCAGGUCGAUGACCCGGAGAUGCUCGAGCUCGUCGAGAUGGAGAUGCGCGACUUGCUCGGCACCUACGGCUUCGAUGGCGAGGGCACGCCCAUCGUCAAGGGGUCCGCCUUGGCCGCUUUGGAGGGUCGCGAUGACAAGAUCGGCAAAGACUCCAUCAUGGAGUUGAUGGCCAGCGUCGAUUCGUGGCUCGACCAACCCCCGCGUGACUUGGAGAAGCCCUUCUUGAUGCCCGUCGAGGACGUCUUCUCGAUCCAGGGUCGUGGUACGGUCGUCACCGGUCGUGUCGAGCGUGGCACCAUCACCAAGGGUGCCGAAAUCGAGAUCGUUGGCAUGGGUGAGCUGUUCAAGACGACCCUGACCGGUAUCGAGAUGUUCCACAAGGAACUCGACCGAGGAGAAGCCGGUGACAACAUGGGUGCCUUGCUCCGAGGUAUCAAGCGAGAACAGGUCAAGCGAGGGAUGGUCCUCGCCGUGCCCGGCUCGGUCAAGCCCGUGCGCAAGUUCUCGGCGUCGCUGUACGUCCUCACCAAGGAGGAAGGCGGUCGCUACACCCCCUUCAUGAACAACUACCGACCGCAGCUCUUCAUCCGAACGAGUGACGUCACCGUCGGGUUGACGUUCCCCCCCGGUACGGAGAACGUCGAUGAGAAGAUGGUCAUGCCCGGUGAUAACGUCGAGGUCGUCGGUGAGCUCGUGCACGAGAUUGCGCUCGAGGUUGGAUCGAGGUUCACGCUCCGAGAAGGCGGGAAAACGGGUAAGUGGUGGCGCUUUGAUUUCGUAUGAUGCAAUCGAUGUAAGAUGGACUGACCUAUCACUUUGAUCACUGCAGUUGGUACCGGUAUUGUCACUGCUCUCCUUGAUACACCCGCGGCCAAGAAGUAA